Messenger RNA from Amoebophrya sp. A120, 4519 nucleotides. Lineage: Eukaryota; Dinophyceae; Syndiniales; Amoebophryaceae. The record is from the annotation of a GenBank genome assembly.
UCUAAACGUCCGCACAAAUUACUCCUUGUGCAUCCUUUUGUCUGCGCGAAAACAGUAGAAAAUGGACGUCGAGGAGUUGUUGGGACCGGAAGUGCAGCCAGUAGCUUGAACCAAACGCCAUGUCCCAUCUUGUUCCAGCGACGCUCCAAAAUGCCGUCUGUUUGUUCGGCGCGCCGGGGCACCCACUCGCGACCAGGUCGCAGUUGCGGCACCUGCUACACGAAAACAACUCUGAAGAUGAGCAACAUAGUAACGGAAGCGAGAGCGACACCGAGUCCGAUGCAACGAGCAACCGUCGCGCCAGAAAUAGCAUCGAUCUCUUCGUUAUCAAAUGUAAAAAUGUCUGGGUCUGGAAGAGUGCGCGAUUUGUCACGCAGAUUUUCCAUGACCCAUGAGGCCUGGAAUGCGGGACCUAGCAUGACAGAUUCUGUGCGAUCUCUCUCAUGCCUAUCCUGCAUGAGAAACUCCAUCCCGACUUGGUCAAAACUGGACGACUUUUGGCAAUCAUGCAGCACAGAUUUUUACGUGCUUCAGAUUUAGCAUGACAAGUUGCAUUCUUCCAGACCCAGACAUUUUUACAUUUGGUAUUCGUCAGCGGUUCGAGGCAGCUAUGGGAGAAAUCGCCGUACUUUGAGACAUAUCAAAUGUAAAAAUGUCUGGGUCUGGAAGAAUGCAACUUGUGAUGCUGCAUUUGGAUUCCAAAAAAAUCUGUAUUGCAGGAGCAGCAAAGGGAGUGUAAUUUUUGCUACGCGGAGAGGGCAUUUGUCAUGCGGAAUAGGCAUCGCGAAGCCCUCGAAAAAUCUGUGAUGCUAGGGCAUGCAUCACAGACAUCAUGGGCCAGGCAAAACAUGCAUGACAAGUCUCAGAAUCUUCCAGACCCAGACAUUUUUACAUUUGAUAAGACACAGAUCAAGAAGAAGGCGAAAAGCUUCCAUUUGUGGGACCUGGAGGGCCUCGAGGAUUCAGAGUUCAACUUUCAUCGAGAUUGGGGGAGGACCAGCGUAGGGGGAGCGAGGCGCACUGGUGGCGGAGAGCGAAAUGAUGAGGGGGGGAAACAAGAUGAAGGCGAACAUCUUGCUUUCGCCGCGAAUGGUGGUGCUCUCAGCAGUCGCUUUCACAACGACACCUACACGGUGCGUCUCCGCGAGCUGAAGCUGGGUGUCCGGUUGUCGGCAAUCUUUCAACUGUACGAUGCCUACGUGUGUGAGAAGAUGUAUCGUGAACAAACAGGUCUGUUCGUCGCUGAUUUUUUCAGACUUGGAUCCUCACUUGGCUCGCUCCUUUCUAAUUUUUCGUUGUUGUGCUUGUGAUUCUUGGUGGAACAGAAAUCAAUGUUGAAGUGACCCAAGUCUGAAAGCUCUGGCAGAAUUUUCCAUGCGAUAGGAGGAUCGCGGAAGAGGAACAGAGAAGAAAUCAGACGUACGGUUUCAUCACGUUCUCACGAGCAGUAUUCCAGGUAAAUGCAGCUGAGUCAAGGCACAUAGAUUUUGCUAUGGGCAGUAGGGACCACUACAGCAAGGCCCUCGUUGCAAAAUCUGUUCGCGUGACUCGUCCAAGUUUCUUCACGAUAACCAGAGCACCUGUGGCUGGGAGAUGAUCCCUUUCCGGGGGUGGACCAGAUGACGCAGGACGUCCUCGCUGUUUCUGGACGUGCAUCGGGAAACAUUGUUGAUGUCCGAAACCGCCGCAAUCGGCGUCAACAUGUGGUGGACAGAGAAAAAACCUGCUACAUCCCGUGCAUCCGGGACGACUGGGGCGGCAUUUGUGACCACCACGCGGUGUGCACCCGCCGAGCCGCGACCGUUUGGGCGCAACGCGCAAAACGCUUUUUGGUGCCAGAAGUAUGGUCGCAGUCAAGAAUGGCGGGCCGCAAUAUCUUCGCGCAUAAUUCCUGGCAAGCAGACACCAAUCCGUUUGCUGCAUCGCAAGAUACCGCCCUGCUCACCCAAAUUCUAGCUCAACUCGCCGCGAAGCCCUAUUUCAAAAACACUAGUAGCAACGGUGAAAGAAAAUCCACCCCGUUUGGUGGAUCAGCUGUAGGCUCACGACUAGCAGCUGCUCUGCUAGACUCCGCCCAAUUCCGUCGCACGUUCUGGAACCUGUCUAUUCGCAAACACUACGACGGCAUGAUAAAGCAAUGGGGCGACGGCGAGGUGACGAUGGAGGCAUUGCUGGGCUUUGUACUCCUGAAAAUGGAACAAGUGAACGUCGUGCGGUACCACGCGCCGAUGGUGGUUUCCUGUGGCGGCAAGCCCAAGCUCGGCUGUCAGAAACUCACCGACGUCGAAGGUGUGACUGCGCAGCUUGUACGCGACGAAGCGAGCCGCGUUAUCCCGCCAGCCGCUUUUAAAGACGGGAAGGACAAUAAAAAGAGCGUUGCUUAUCAUUCGCAGUCACUGCAGGUGAAAAAUAGCUGGCGGGCUGCGGAAUUGCUAGUGGACAGUGAUGAGCUGGUGCGAAGGCUGUUGGCCGCGAAAGCGGAGUCAGCUGGAGCAGCGACCCCAGAACCUCCAGAGGCUCCUCGAGAGCAGGACGCGUCGAUGCUUUCGAAGAAGGCAGAUCUCGCGACCGCCAUCGCGCUGCGCGCUGGAGGAAAGUGGUUCAGCCCAGGAACAAGCGCUCGUCGUUUUGACAGUGUGCUCUUUUCGGAUGACACGCUGACGAGAAAUGAAAAGGAAAAUGGAAACGGUGAUUUUGUUUCUGUGUCGGACUUUUUGCAAUACCUCUCGAAAGAGUACGAGAACCGCCGGCACACGAAGUCCAGCAGCAUUCCCCCAACCUCCAGCGAAAUCGCUUCUGACCUCCGGGGUAGCUAUCGAAGAUACUUGACCGAAAAGCGCGUCUGUUUUCUCCCCUGCCCCAUUCGCGACUGGAAGUAUCUCUGCCAACAUGCUGGCCUGUGUCCGCGAGGGAAUUUAUCUGCUAAGACAAGAACUCAGCGGUCCGUCCGGAGCAGGGGAAAUCCUGGAAGCAGAUCUGCACGACGUAAGCGUGCCUACAUUUCGGUGAUGGCGGUGAACACAGCGGAAAAUGAUGGUACCGCUACGAUAAAUGGCGGCGAUGCAGGACUUCCUCAGGCUGAACUGAGCCUCGAAUCUAGUUCAAGUACGCAUGCCGGCAAAGGUGGGCAGCACAAAGCCUUCCUCCUCCGCACUCUUGGCUUCGGAAAACAGAUGCACGUGCCGAAGAACCAAUUGCAACAGGCUGAGAAUCGCGUAUACAGCUACGAAAUUUCAUUUCCCACGGAAAUAACGAAAUGGAAAGAGAAAUUUCUCUCUCCACAAGACGAUGGCUCUGCAACCAGUGUCUCGGCGGCUCAACUGCAGCUCUUGCAAAGUGAACUGGAUGAAAUAACAGAUAGCACAGCGCGUACUUCUUCUGCGAGUGAAGGGAGGAAAAAUUCUCGCCGCAAACAGCGUAUUCUGACGGCACAAGUGAAGGUCGUAGACGAAAUUAUGAAGGAAAGACUGCAGGAGUUUAUCACAAAUGUGACAGCAGCAGCACCUCCACCGGAAGCAGGUGUUCCUGUAAGCACGUUGGAAACUACCACUGCACACGAUAAUUCUCGCACGUCGGUCUUGGAUUCCGCUUUCCGCGUAUUUGAAGGCGGCUUUGGUCAACAUGAUCGUAGUGGAACUCCAGAAUCAGCAAGCAGCACAACUAACGCCUCGAACUUAUUCUGCAACGACGUGGUGGAUCGCCGGGAGUUUUACUAUGGCUUUCUCGACCUUUCUGAGCCACAAGAAUGCCGGUUUGCGGACGAGCUCACGGUGCCGAUUGGAAGUAGAGACGAAACCGAUUCUGUGCAGGAGAAGAAGAACUACGACCUGAUUGAGCGGAAAAUUUUCGGCAACUUGAUACCCGUGGACGUGCUGCAAGAAAAGGUACCUUCGAGGGAUGUUUUUUCGAGAAACCUGCACAUCCCGGUGUACGACAGCAGUUUGGCGACGCAUGGGUUGACCAGCGAUGAUUUCUGGGCGAAGUUUCUGUAGUAAUGGAAGUGAAGAUAGUAUUAAAAGCACUUCUUGAUAUAAGGAUCUUCUGCUUCUUCAACCUUCAGCACCACGAUCAAGAUCUGGAAUUCUGGCGGAGUAUUGCCGUGGCCUCUGCUUCAUUUGUUUCUGAUGUCUUGAAUAGGAAAAAAAAAACUCGCGAUUCUGCCGCAGUUUCGAUUUUUUGCGGGAGUUGUCUUGUGCAUUUUAUUGCUGCACAAGGAAGAUCAUGUUGUUCUUGUUCCUUCUUCGCUGUCCCGCUUACGGCAAUCAAGGGAGCGGAAGUAAUUCUGUAGUUCCAAGCGAUGACGAUACAGUCUGGGAAAAGGAUGAUCCAUGAUGCGCGCCGCGCCACGCUUCUUGAACCGGCUGUUGGUUCUUUCACAGUAGUUGCUCCACUGUUUUAACAAGACACAAAGAGCCGUUGAUGUAGUUGCCUUGUUCUUGAUGAUGCUCUUUCAUGUAAAAAAACGGUACGAAAACGACUGCAAACUGAAGCUGCUCAACAGAGGCUGGUUCUGCGGAAC